Molecule: messenger RNA, 1458 nt
Organism: Colletotrichum truncatum
Lineage: Eukaryota; Fungi; Ascomycota; Sordariomycetes; Glomerellales; Glomerellaceae
Product: aminotransferase class I and II
Biological process (GO): biosynthetic process
Molecular function (GO): L-alanine:2-oxoglutarate transaminase activity; pyridoxal phosphate binding
Source: RefSeq, a predicted model, not a curated record
AUGUCGACCACGCCUACUCGUCGGUUGAACGUGCACAACAUCAACCAGCAUGUUGUUGCCGCCAAGUACGCCGUCCGUGGCGAGCUUGCCGUGAAAUCGGAGGAGUAUCGCGCGAAGCUUGCCAAGGGCGACAAGGACCUCCCCUUCGACGAGGUCAUCUCGGCCAACAUCGGAAACCCCCAGCAGCUGGACCAGAAGCCUAUUACCUUCUUCCGCCAGGUUGUUUCUCUUCUCGAAAACCCCCUGCUGCUGGAGCAUGAGGACGUGCUCUUGAACCAGCUCGGAUACAAGUCCGAUGUCAUUGCCCGCGCCAAGUGGCUUCUGAGCAAGGUCGGCUCCGUUGGUGCCUACAGCGCCAGUGCCGGCGUUCCUGCAAUUAAGGAUAGCAUUGCUAACUUUAUUGAGCGCCGAGACGGGUUCCCCGCCGAUCCUGCCCACAUCUACCUCUCUGGCGGUGCCUCCUCCGGUGUAAACACUCUCCUGCACAUCAUCUGCAAGGAUUCGUCGAGCGGUGUUCUCGUUCCUAUUCCCCAAUACCCUCUCUACACUGCUACCCUUUCCGUCCUCAACGCCACGUGCGUUCCGUAUUACCUCGAUGAGGCUUCCGGCUGGGGUACCGACCUUGCCACCAUCAAGGCCGCCUACGAGAAGGCUACCAGCGAGGGCACCGAUGUCCGCGCCAUCGUCAUCAUUAACCCCGGUAACCCCACCGGUGCCUCUCUCCCCGAGGAGGAUAUCCGUGCCGUCUACGACUUUGCGGCCGAGAAGAACCUCGUUGUGAUGGCCGAUGAAGUUUACCAGACCAACGUCUUUGUUGGCAAGUUCCAUUCUUUCAAGGGUGUCCUGCGCAAGCUCCAGAAGGAGACCGCAGGCAAGUACGACGGUGUCGAGCUCGUCUCGCUGCACUCCAUCUCCAAGGGUAUGGUCGGCGAGUGUGGCCACCGCGGCGGCUACUUCGAGCUUGUUAACUUCGACCCCGAGGUCGAGGCCAACAUCUACAAGUUCGUCUCCAUCAUGCUCUGCGCCCCAGUCAUCGGUCAGUGCAUUGUUGAGCUCAUGGUCAACCCCCCCAAGGAGGGCGAGCCUAGCUACGAGCUGUACCGCAAGGAGUACGACGGUAUCUUCAACGGCCUUAAGGAGCGCGCCACUGCCCUGCACAAGGCCUUUGACCAGAUGGAGGGCGUUGAGUGCGGCGCUCCCCAGGGUUCCAUGUAUCUCUUCCCCACUAUCAAGCUCCCGGCCAAGGCUGCUGAGGCCGCUGCCAAGGAGGGCCGCACUGCUGACGAGUUCUACUGCAUGCAAAUGCUCGAGGCUACCGGCGUCUGCGUCGUUCCCGGCAGCGGUUUCGGCCAGAAGGAGGGCACACUGCACUUCCGCACGACCUUCCUCGCCCCCGGCACUGACUGGGUUGGCCGCAUCACCAAGUUCCACAAGGAGUUUAUUGAGAAGUACCAAUAG